Messenger RNA from Xiphophorus maculatus (southern platyfish), 4319 nucleotides. It is a transcript of the gene rlim, whose product is annotated as ring finger protein, LIM domain interacting. Gene Ontology annotation, molecular function: ubiquitin protein ligase activity. Bases 187 to 2169 code for a protein of 660 amino acids. The record is from RefSeq and is a predicted model, not a curated record. The transcript has 4 exons. Gene Ontology annotation, cellular component: nucleoplasm; cytoplasm. Gene Ontology annotation, biological process: protein ubiquitination; ubiquitin-dependent protein catabolic process; random inactivation of X chromosome. NCBI's taxonomy places the organism in Eukaryota, Metazoa, Chordata, Actinopteri, Cyprinodontiformes, Poeciliidae.
GCCUUCCUACAAGAAAGAAAAUGGAAUCCUGAGCUCGUACUCUACUAAACCAGUCUUUUUUCUCAAUAUAUUCUUUAAAUAGGAAUCUUGUCGUCCAUCUAUAUUGAUCACAACAUCACUAACAAGUUACUGGAUCUUGCUCAAAGUUGCAGAGUAUCCUGUUCAUUUUUCUACCCUUCAGAGUCAAUGGAAGGGUCUGACAGCGUAGAGCAAGGUGGUGGUGACCAGCCAGAGUCGCAGCGCCGAAGGCAGUUGGAUCGUCUAGACCGGGAAGAGGCCUUUUAUCAAUUUGUCAACAAUCUCAGUGAUGAGGACUAUCGUCUUAUGAGAGACAACAACCUCUUGGGCAAUCCAGGGGAGGUAACUGAGGAUGAGCUGUUCAAUAGACUUCAGCAAAUCAAAGAUGGUCCAGAGCAGCCGCAGAAUAACAACCCAAGCACAGAAAAUACAGAGGAUCCCGUUGAAACUCCAGAGAGCUCUGAGGACUCCCAAGGUGGGGAUAGCUUGCUAGACUGGCUCAACACAGUGAGACGAACCGGCAACACAACUAGAACUGGACACCGCGGAAACCAGUCGUGGCGAGCUGUGAGCCAGACCAACCCAAACAGUGGUGACUUUCGCUUUAGCUUGGAGAUCAGUGUGAACCGCAACCUGGCCGAACAGCAGGCCGCUGCUGAAGGAGAACAGGGGCCUUCAGAGCAGCCUCCAGCGGGCCAAGAGGAAGAAGAGGUUGCAGAUCCUGAACCACAGGUUCCUAUGGAAACGGAGGUUGUGGAAGAACCAGUCGUUGAAGAGUUAGCUGUCAUUGUUGAGCCAGAACCUGAAGAAACACCUGAAGAAGAGGUUGCGUCACAAGAAGUUGUCGAGGAACCUCCCAGUCCACCCCCACCUCCACCUCCAGCUCCAGUUGUAGCAGAAGCUUCACCGGAGCAACCCCCACCUUGUUCUUCUCCACGAAGGGGACAAAGGAGACCCCGCAGCCGUAGCCCAGAACCACGCAGGACCAGAGCCCGCUUAGCCAGAAGCCGCUCACCUCUCCGUUUGGAUCAGCUAGAUGGCAUACCCGGUCCGCGACACACCUACGGCUCUCAGAGCCCCAGUUCUUCCACUGACACACCUCCAGUGCCUCAAGUGGAGGGCAGUUCUCGGACUCGACAACAUAUUCUCUCCAGGCAAAGCCCAGCAGACGACAAUGUUCAUCCACCCAGUGUCGAAGCAGAAUCAAUCCCAGAGGCCCAGAAUGUCAGACCUCAGGAAGGAGAACCCAAUGGGAAUGAAGGAGGCUCGGCCGAGCGCCGUCCCCCGACUAUAAUGCUCGACCUUCAGGUGCGUCGUGUGCGUCCAGGCGAAUAUCGGCAAAGAGACAGCAUCGCCAGCCGCACCCGGUCACGCUCGCAGAACUCCAACAACACUUUUCUCUAUGAGAGUGAGCGAGGGGGUUUUCGCAGGACCUUCUCGCGCUCCGAGCGUGCCGGAGUGAGGACCUAUGUCAGCACCAUUCGAAUCCCCAUUCGUAGGAUCUCCGACGCAGGGUUAGGAGAGGCAACGUCGAUGGCUCUCCAAUCUAUGAUAAGGCAGAUUAUGACGGGCUUCGGCGAGCUAGGCUACCUCAUGGAUUCCGACUCAGAUUCUUCAGAUUCCAACCGCGGUACCGGGACACCCGCAGAUACGGAAUCCCUCACCAAUCCAGAUGCUAGUAACGCUGACGCAUCUGCUGCUGAUGAGCAACCAUCGGUUGCUGCUGCUGCUGCUGGAGCCAGAGAGAGGACAGUUGAAACAGAUGUGGAUGAGGGUCUUACUACUGGCCCACAGGCUUCUGGUGGAAGGGCUCGACUUAGACCCCCCAUCAACCUAGAGGAGCCCAGCUCACUGCCCUUCCUACGACUUGCUCACUUCUUCCUCCUGAAUGACGACGAUGAUGACCAGCCUCAGGGGCUGACCAAAGAACAGAUUGAUAACCUCUCCAUGCGCAACUUCGGUGAGAGUGACGCCUUGAAAACCUGUAGCGUCUGUAUAACGGAGUACGCCGAGGGGAAUAAGUUACGCAAGCUUCCCUGCUCUCAUGAGUACCACGUGCACUGCAUAGACCGCUGGCUCUCUGAGAACUCCACCUGCCCCAUCUGUCGCAGGGCUGUCCUGGUUUCAGCCAACCGAGAGAGCGUGAUCUAACUCUUAACAGACUCCAACCUUUUCAAUAUUUCAAACUAAUUACACAUCCAAGUCAUGUAAGAUGCUUUGAAGAAAUGUCUCCACUAUUGAAAAUUAUUUUUUUCUCAUAAUUUGUGAGUUUGAUCAUUAUGUUACAGGUUUCAUUUGAGGUGCUCAGUCUCUUGACAUGCAUUCAGACUCUUAAGUUGACAUUUGCUAUUGUUGUCCAGAGCUGAGCAAAAGCAGUGCAUGCUGUUGAUCAACCUGUUGUUUCCAUGCAGUGAUGCACCAAGUUAUGUACACAAGCAGACCUAUAAUCUUAUAUUGAACCCUUUGAUUAUAAAUGCUGGUGCACACCUCCAGGUAGUUCAAACACUUCAGAUAUCUUCUUUUGGUAUGAAUCUUAAUUAGCACCUCAAGCACAAUUCUUAGUUGCAGCAGUUUGAAAGUAUUAGCUGUAAAUAGGCUUGUAAAAAAAUAAUUUUGACUCUUUGUAUCAGUGAAAUGGUUUAGGACUGUAAAUUAUAGGAUCGGAGUCAUUUCGGUUACACUUAAAGCAGUUUCAAGGUGGGGAGAGAAUGAGCUUGCAUAGCAGACAUAUGUUCACAUGAGUUGGUCUGCCGGUGACGGUGUAACUUGUGCUCCUUUUUGUUCACAUGACCAAAUCAAGACCCUCUGGAGUUCCAUUUGCCAAUACUCUGCUAGGUUGUUUAAAACAAAAAUUAAAAAGAAAUGUUGCUCUGGCAUAAAGGAAAAUAUUUGGCAUCCUGCAGUGUUUUUUUAAACAGAAUAAAUAUCAGAAAUGGGGAUCUGCCUGCAUUGGCUUCAGGUAAAUUUUGCCCCUUUUGACAAUUUGUACCCACAUUUUCCGCCUACAUGUUGCCAUUUUGUCUUUUACCAUUUACAUUUCAUACCUGUAAACAAUACAUUUCCCACACUUGUCCUUAGCAUUGCAUAUCAUUUUUUUGUUAGAUCAAAUAAAUUAUGCAAAUUAUGGAAAUUUCAUAUUUUUCCAUAUUUUAUGAAAACUUUAUUAUAUCCAGUUUACAAUGUUAGAGGUUUAAACAGUUAAACCUCAUGAAAUAUGAUGGAAUUAUAAAACUUGAUCAGAGUAAAGCAACUCUUAAGCAACAACCUGCUGGUAGAUAUCAUUUAUUGGAGUCAUAAAACUAUUUCCUUCCAGCAGAGGAAGUAGAUUAUGAAAAAUUACUUUUAAGUGGAAGUUGGGGACAGAAUUUUAAAAAAAGAAAUGUUGACAAGGCUGUUGAAACAUCUGGAUGCAAAUGGGCAAAAUGAUCAGGAAAUGUUAUUAUGGUCAGGACAUUUAAUUUUGUAGGUGAGUUCUUAUUUCAUAAUAGACUUAAAGUUGAAGUUUAAAGUUGUCCCUCUUCCGCUAUUUAUUUCUCAUGUACAGUGGUUCAUUCCCCUUCUUUCACCAGCAGCUAAGGUCUGAUAACGAGCUCAUCAUAUUUCUCUCGUACUGGGUUAGUCAUAUAAUCAGAAACUGGCUUUAAACGGAAAUGAUUUUAACCUUAUCUCAAGCCAGAGUUUGUCUCUAAAAGGUAGGUCCAUCAUAUUCUACAAGUUGCUCAAUAUUUAUUAAACAAUGGCUUAGACUUUCAAACAUUGACAGAAAAUUCAAAUUUCAAUAGAAAAUCAAGAAGUUACCCAACUGCUUUAUGAGCAAAUCUUCCCAAGUGGUGUGCAAUAUUUGCAAAAUGUACAAGUAUAGUAAAACAAACCAUGAUUUAAAUGUGUACUAUUGUUAAAAACUGUUUAAAUCCUAAAUGAAGACUUAUAACCCUUUACAGUAUGUGUUGAAGUUGAUUUUAUUUAGAAACUAUGUAGGUUUUAAUAAUUAAUAAACAGGAACAUUGACCAGUAAAGGAGCUGAAGGGCAUCACUUAUUGCCAUCCUGUUUCUUGUUUCACUGUUUGAUGUCUUAGCCACAAUUAUUACCUCCCCUCUGCGGGACACAAAUAUUUGAAUGCAAGAUGUUGAAUAGCAUUAACGUGUAAAAAAAAAAUUUAACUGUGUGUUUCCUUUAAAGGGGCCGAGCUUCGGUUUGGCCUUGUUCUGUGACCUACCCAGUGCAGGAUGUUAACUGGGUGUUUUAAUGAAACUAACCGCUGAAUUAAACGAGUUGAUAUGCUAUAAAACAAUACAUCAGA